AUGACUGACUCAAACUACACACCACCAACUGCGGAGGAUAUAUUUCGCUACCGAUACCAGCAUGGGACCAACCUAGGCUCUAUGUUCGUCCACGGACCCUGGUUAAGUGAUGGCGCAUCGAGUAGUGACUCCGGAGGCUCCAAGGAGCUCGAAGAGGUAAAGAUAUCACUCAAGGCUUGCGGACUCGAGGAAACUCGCUCUAAAUGGGAAGCACACUGGCGGACUGCUCUGACCGACUUUGAUGUUAUAUGGCUCAAAGAUGUGGCACGAUGCAACUCAAUCCGUAUCCCGAUAGGCUUUUUUACCCUUGGGCCAGUCUUCUGUAUGGGUACAGAUUUCGAAGGCGAGCCAUCCGAGGUGUAUGUCAAUUGCUGGAAUAUGCUGAAACGUCUCGUCGAGAAAUGUUACCACCAUGGUAUCGGAGUCCUCCUUGACUUUCAGACUAUUCCAGGUAGUAUGGACCAGAACAGUCAUAGUGAAAUGGGGAUUGCUGACUUCUGCGCAAGUGAGCGCAAUUGGGCGAUAGCUACGGACUGCGUUGCUUUUAUCGUCCAGGAAGUUACGUAUCAUGCGAUGUCUGGGGUGAUUGGAGUUCAAAUAUCUAGCGAAACGGACUGGAAAACCUGUGAUCUUCGGAAAUGGUACGAUGAGGUUCUCGAGAUCACGAGCUGUAUCAACCCACCCCUACCCAUCUACAUCAGUGAUGGUAGGAAUUUUGCUGAAGCAUUGAACUAUGCCAUGGCAAAAAACCGACUUCAAAGUCCUAUGGUCAGGAGUCCGAUUAUCGUGGAUACCCACAAGUACUACACGACGGGAUCAUAUCAGCACAUGGACCCCGUGGCUAUCAUCUCACGACUUCGCAAUGAGCUAUCCGAACUUUCAACUCGUCAAGGCAAAGUGGGCUCUCAGAGAACUGCGGUAGACGCCUAUAUUGGACAAUACAGCUGCGCAAUGGAUGCACAAACCUGGGGUCGCGUGGAUGUGUCCGAGAGGCCGGUAUUAACCAAAGCCUUCGGUCAAGAACAGAAUAAACAGUGGGAGUCCAAAGCAUGCGGCUCCGCUUUCUUGGGCUUCAAAAUACACCGGAUAACUGGUGAUGAGUGGGACUUUGAGCGGCAAGUCAGCAAUGAUGCUAUACCGGCCCCUUCAUGGCUCGCAAUUCCCCGAGCACAAGUUAUCAGUAGAAUUACACAGGCCAAGGCCCACCGGUCGCAGUCUCGAGAGUCUGCUCUAUCACAACACUCGGACCCAUCGGAUACUCACAAGCACCAACAGUAUGUCCUUGGUUGGGAUCUUGGGUUCAAUGAUGCACUGAACUUCUUUGGCGCAUUGUCACGAGACGUUAUAGCAGGUGGUUGGAACGGAGGAGAAAAGAUCGGGGCAAUGGAGCUAUGGAUUCGAAAACGUUUCGCUGAGGCCGGAAAGUUGAAUGAGGACUUUGCUGAGGAAUGGGAGAAUGGCUUCAGGAAGGGCGUCAGCGACUUCUACGACCUGGUCAGUAUCAACACUAACAGUGUGCAAUGA
Messenger RNA from Aspergillus pseudotamarii, 1524 nucleotides. RefSeq names its product glycoside hydrolase superfamily. Lineage: Eukaryota; Fungi; Ascomycota; Eurotiomycetes; Eurotiales; Aspergillaceae. Gene Ontology annotation, cellular component: cell surface; extracellular region. The record is from RefSeq and is a predicted model, not a curated record. The coding region runs from base 1 to 1524 and encodes 507 amino acids. Gene Ontology annotation, biological process: glucan catabolic process. Gene Ontology annotation, molecular function: glucan endo-1,6-beta-glucosidase activity. The transcript has 2 exons.